Molecule: messenger RNA, 1041 nt
Organism: Morone saxatilis (striped sea-bass)
Lineage: Eukaryota; Metazoa; Chordata; Actinopteri; Moronidae
Gene: cops5
Product: COP9 signalosome subunit 5
Exons: 8
Coding region: 1-1005 (334 amino acids)
Biological process (GO): protein deneddylation
Cellular component (GO): cytoplasm; COP9 signalosome
Molecular function (GO): deNEDDylase activity; protein binding; metallopeptidase activity
Source: RefSeq, a predicted model, not a curated record
AUGGCGGGGAGCAGCACGGCUCAGAAAACAUGGGAGCUAACCAACAGCAUGCAGGAAGUUCAGAGCAUAGAUGAAAUUUACAAAUAUGACAAAAAGCAACAACAAGAAAUCCUCGCUGCGAAGCCGUGGACAAAGGAUCAUCACUAUUUCAAGUACUGCAAGCUCUCCGCCUUGGCCCUGUUGAAGAUGGUGAUGCACGCCAGGUCUGGAGGAAACCUGGAGGUGAUGGGCCUCAUGCUGGGGAAGGUGGAUGGUGAAACUAUGAUCAUUAUGGACAGCUUUGCUUUGCCCGUGGAGGGCACAGAAACCAGAGUCAACGCCCAGGCUGCAGCCUAUGAAUACAUGGCUGCCUACAUUGAAAAUGCUAAACAGGUUGGCCGGCUGGAGAAUGCUAUUGGCUGGUACCACAGUCACCCCGGCUAUGGAUGCUGGCUCUCGGGCAUAGAUGUCAGCACUCAGAUGCUCAACCAGCAGUUUCAGGAGCCUUUUGUGGCCGUUGUGAUCGACCCCACUCGGACUAUUUCUGCAGGGAAAGUCAACCUUGGCGCCUUCAGGACCUACCCAAAGGGUUACAAACCUCCCGAUGAAGGACCGUCUGAAUACCAGACAAUCCCUUUGAACAAGAUUGAAGACUUUGGUGUUCACUGUAAACAGUAUUACGCCUUGGAGGUUACUUACUUCAAGUCCUCCCUUGAUAGAAAGCUUCUGGAACUCCUUUGGAAUAAAUAUUGGGUCAAUACCUUAAGUUCCUCAAGUCUCCUCACGAACUCGGACUACACCACAGGCCAGGUGUUUGACCUGUCAGAGAAGCUGGAGCAGUCGGAGGCCCAGCUGGGCAGAGGCAGCUUCAUGCUCGGGUUGGACACACAUGACAGGAAGUCUGAGGACAAACUGGCCAAAGCGACACGAGAUAGCUGCAAGACAACCAUAGAGGCAAUUCAUGGCCUGAUGUCUCAAGUCAUUAAGGACAAACUCUUCAAUCAAAUCAACACAUCUGCAAAUUGACACCCUGAGCUACGAGCGCCGAUUUGGAUGUUCCAC